GGACUACUUUGACACUGUAAAUUCAAGUACGCUUCAGCGGUACUCCGGUAGUAUUCCACUGGACACAUGACGGUUCUUUACGCUAUAUUUUUCGUUCACCCUUGUCUCUGAUGGGGUUUGCAAAGGCUUCUCCAGCUUCUCAAUGCGCCGAUCUUCGAUCCGCGUACCAUGACUGCUUUAAUAGGUGGUUUUCGGACAAGUUUUCCAAGGGCCAGAACGACAAAGAGGAGUGCGUCGCCGAGUGGGAAAAGUACAGGGCCUGCCUUGUGUAUUCAUCUAACCGGAGGCACGGGAUUAUUGGAAGGGAUCAACUAUUGAUGACUCGGUCAGGAGCAUUUGAAAGAAAAGCAUUUGAGGAGUAUAUUAGUGGAAGAAGAAGAAUCUUAUUUUCCUUAUAAUGGGCAUCAUGACAGUCAAAGUGGUUUUAGCAAUCAUUGAAUACUGCAUGAAAUAAGUCUUUACGCUCUUUUCAUUUUCGUCUAAUUUAUUGUGAUUAUUGACACUACAAUAACGUUGAUAGAAGGACACUAGAACCAAACUCGCUCAUUUUCGUAUUUGGAGGCCCAUUCUGCAAUGUUAGGCUCUGAGAGGUUUUAGUUGAAGCCAACACUAUGCGAUAUCUACUGCUCUUGUUUUUAAAUACGAGGUCAUAUAUGUUACAUGUGCACUCGUAAGUUUUUCAAUAAGUAGGAAUUAAAAUUGGUGAAGUUUCUACGACAUUGUAGUGAGAUGUGAUUUAAAGCUGCGAAUUCUUUGAUUGGCUGAUAUGUUUAAAUAACAUUUGAUAAAUGACAUAUUGCAACAUUGGCAUUAACAACAUCAUCUGUUCUGCUGUCG
Molecule: messenger RNA, 837 nt
Organism: Phalaenopsis equestris
Lineage: Eukaryota; Viridiplantae; Streptophyta; Magnoliopsida; Asparagales; Orchidaceae
Exons: 4
Coding region: 111-398 (95 amino acids)
Source: RefSeq, a predicted model, not a curated record